AUGGAUCAUGGUCAUGACAUGCAAAUGCCAAUGUCACCCGAUUCCAUGUACAACAACAAUUCGUCGAGUAUGAUGAAAGACAUGGUUAUGCACAUGAGCUUCUUUUGGGGCAAAGACGUGACGGUUUUAUUCCCGGGGUGGCCUGGUCACAGGCUUGGCAUAUAUAUUUUGGCUCUGAUCUUUGUGUUCUUUCUUGCUUUUGCAGUUGAGGUUUUGUCCUACUCUCCAUCGCCGGCGAAGGCAGGGGCGAGCCCUGUUGUCGCGAGCUUAGUUUUCGCCGUUAUUUAUGCAUUCCGUAUGGCUUUGGCCUACAUGGUCAUGCUUGCUGUCAUGUCCUUCAACCUUGGAGUCUUCAUUGUAGCUGUCGCUGGUCAUGCCGCCGGGUAUUUCCUGGUCAAGUUGCGAAAGAAUGGCUCAUCAGAUCAGGAUCCCAAACCUUGA
This is a messenger RNA of Oldenlandia corymbosa var. corymbosa, 441 nucleotides long. Lineage: Eukaryota; Viridiplantae; Streptophyta; Magnoliopsida; Gentianales; Rubiaceae. The record is from the annotation of a GenBank genome assembly.